Messenger RNA from Oldenlandia corymbosa var. corymbosa, 2714 nucleotides. The record is from the annotation of a GenBank genome assembly. Lineage: Eukaryota; Viridiplantae; Streptophyta; Magnoliopsida; Gentianales; Rubiaceae.
ACAUUUGUCUUUUCCUAUUGCAGGGGGUAACAAGAUUGUUGCUGACUGUGAUUCCACAUUUUAGACAGGUAUUUACUUUCUUCUUUUGCAUUUCCAAUUGAUAUUGAAAUGUAAAAUGCUUAUUUGUUAGAGCAAGCUAGAACAAACUGAUCACUACUUGGUUUAUUGUCUCCCUUCUCUAAAAUUUUCAAUAGUUUGUAAUGAGUGAUCCAUUUUGCUUGUUUUGCUGUAUUACCAAUGAUUUCUCUUUGCUUGUAGAUAUUAUUGGCAGCUUUUGAGUGUCCACAUUGUCACGAGAGGAACAAUGAAGUGCAGUUUGCUGGUGAACUCCAGCCUCGAGGGUGUAACUAUUGUUUAAAAGUUGCACCAGGUGAUCGCAAGGUCGUGAAUAUUCAAUUACUUUGCUAGUUAUUAUUCUGGUUUUGCUAUGAAUACACUUGUCCUUUUGCCCGAUGAUAACAUAAACAUGAUAGAUAAUUGAUUUUUUAGUUAGUGGGAAAUUGAUAAACUUGCUAAUGAGAUGCUUUGGUAAUUGUCUUUUGUACCUAGGAUUGAUGGCUAUUUCAGAAACAAAUCUAAGUUUUGUGCUGGGUUUGAAAUGUGCUAAAUAAUGUGUAAGAAUAUGCUGAAAAUUCUGAAUUAAGGUGUUUAACUCGGUCCAUUUAAGUGCAAGAAUCUUCAUGUUUCUUGACUUGUCAAUCAUCUACCUUAGUUGGAGGCUAUUCUGGUUUUCUCUUUGCAAACAUGAUAUUAUCUACCAAAGUAGCUAUUCUCAUCUUUUUUCAUUAUUGAUGUUCAGGAUAAUAAGGUUCAGCCAUGACUUCAAUACAUAUAAUAUCAAUAGCAUACACUUUUUUGUCUUUCUUUAAGAAAAUAAUAUGAGUGUCAAGUUUUUCAUUGUGAUUGGGUCAGUACUUUUUGAUGAAUUAUUCAGUUUGCAUUUCUUUAUUCUUUUUCCUAGUUAGCAUUUAGAAGAUCUUGGGGUUCCUCAUCACUUAAUUUCUUAAUUACACCUAUGUAUGUUUGGUAAUAUGCCCUAUCUUUUAACUAUUUUUUAAUUCAUGUCGAGAGUGAAGCUAAUACACUUUCAGCUAAUUAUCAACCAUUUAAAUUUGUGUCUGAACUGCAACUUCAAUGAUGAUUAUUUCAUUGUCUUGCAGAUUCUCAACCGUCAAGUAGUCAAAUCUGAAACAGCAACUAUUAAGAUUCCAGAUCUUGAUUUUGAGAUUCCUCCCGAAGCCCAACGCGGUUCUUUGUCCACGGUUGAAGGGAUAUUAACACGUGCUGCUGAUGAACUUGGUGCUCUUCAAGAAGAAAGAAAGAAAGUAGAUCCUCAAACAGCUGAUGCAAUUGAUCAAUUCUUGAUAAAGUUGAGAUCUUGUGCAUCCGGGGAUUCGUCCUUCACUUUUGUCCUUGAUGAUCCCUCGGGUAACAGCUUUAUCGAGAAUCCGUUUGCCCCUUCUCCUGAUCCAUCACUGUCUAUUAAGUUCUAUGAAAGAACUCCUGAGCAGCAAGCAUCUUUAGGCUAUCUUGCCGAUCCAGCACAAGGAGGAGAAGCUGCAGAUGUAGCGCCAUUGGAUACCAAUAAUGGUCCAGAGCAAGGUUCAAGUGAGCCACAUGGAUCUGUUGGCGCUAGAGCUGGUCGUAGGGCCAUAGCUCAAGUAAACAGUGCAGAAGUGGCAGAAACUUUGUUCAAGUAUUCUGCCCCUGAAGAGGUGAUGACUUUUCCCACAACUUGUGGAGCUUGUGGUGCCAAGUGCGAGUGUAGGAUGUUUGUUACUAAUAUUCCAUACUUCCGAGAAGUAAUAGUCAUGGCAUCCACUUGUGAUUCUUGUGGUUACCGCAACUCGGAGCUGAAAGCUGGAGGAAGUAUUUCUCCUAAAGGAAAGAAAAUUAUUAUUCGUGUGGAGAAUCUGAGGGAUCUCAGUCGAGAUGUCAUAAAGUCAGAUACUGCUGGUGUGACCAUUCCAGAGCUUGAGUUGGAGCUGGCUAGCGGGACCUUGGGUGGUUUUGUAACUACUAUCGAAGGUUUAAUUACAAAAAUUAGUGAAAGCCUUGAGAGAGUGCAUGGGUUUGGAGAUAGUCUUGAUGACUCCCAAAGAAACAAAUGGCUAGAGUUGAGGACAAGGCUCAAACAGCUUUUGAGCCUGGAAAAACCUUGGACAUUGAUCAUUGACGAUGCUUUGGCUAACUCCUUCGUGGCACCUGCAACUGAUGAUAUCAAGGAUGAUCACCAACUGUCUUAUGUGGAAUACGAAAGGUCAUGGGAACAAAAUGAGGAGUUUGGCCUCAAUGAUCUGGACACGUCUUCAGCUGAUGUAGCUUAUUAUAAAGUGAAUGAAGGGGCAUCUUACACCUUUGUAAAGGCAUUGGAGACAACUGGUUUAAAAGUGCACAUGAAUGGCAUAAGGAUACAUAGCAAUCACAGGGAAAUAAAGCGCAGAGAAGGGUUGAUUGUGAAGUGCCGGAAAUGUUUGAAAAGUUCAGCUGAAAAGAAUAUUCUUAAGGAUAAUUCGGAUCAUUUUGUUGGACCUGUUGAUGUAGACCUUCCUGAGGAAGCUCCCAUCAUGACACCUAAGUCUUCUGGUCCUAGGACACGUUCUAAAGCCAAGAAGUUGCAAGAAAGUGUCAAUGGUCUCCUACGUCAGACGGAAGUACCUAUACCGAAAGAGUAUGACGCUAGGUUGAUCAAUUUCCUUACCAUUCAAGUCUAG